AUGUAUCGCCAGAUUCACACCGAUGCGCGUGAUAUAGAUUAUCAACGGAUCUUGUGGAAGUCAUCGCUGUCGGAGCCGCUCAUCGAUUAUCAAUUACUAACGGUUACGUUUGGAAUGUCGUGUGCUCCGUUUCUAGCUCUUCGGGUAUUAAAACAAUUCGUCAUCGACGAAGGUCAGCACUUUCAGUUCGCAGUUUCUAUUCUAAGCGAUAAUAUUUAUGUCGACGACUUACUUUACGGAGCUGACGAUACCAUUCGAAUUCGGCAAGCGUGCGAUCAAUUAAACUCUAUGUUAAAGCGCGGCGGAUUCGUAUUACGAAAAUGGGCGAGCAACUCGCCCUCUCUUCUCGAGGACAUCGAAAUCGCAGAUCACGGUCUAGCCACGAACAAACCUCUGGCUGAGGAAGAACAAAUCAAAAUCCUCGGAAUCGGGUGGAAUCCGGCAAAUGAUAUUUUUGAGUUUCGCGUGUCGCUGGCUGAUAACGCCCCGGAAACAAAGCGUACGAUCUUAUCCGCGAUCGCAAAAUUCUACGAUCCGCUUGGGUGGGUCACUCCGGUCACGAUUACCGCUAAAAUAUUUAUGCAACAACUCUGGCGACUUAAAAGCGAUUGGGAUAACGCGAUUUCCGAGCUACACAUCGUAAAGUGGAGAGAAAUCUAUUCUCGGCUCUCAUAUCUCAAUAAUUUACGAAUAAUACGCUGGAUCGGUCGUGGAUCGGAUACAAGUCACGCCGAAAUCCACGGAUUUGCGGACGCAUCUACACAUGCCUAUGCCGCAUGUGUUUAUAUCAAAAUCAUUUCGUCAUUAGGUCAAAUAACGACAACUUUGCUCGUCGGUAAAUUAAAGGUCGCGCCAUUAAAAUCUCUGAGCAUACCACGACUCGAAUUAUCCGCAGCAUUAUUACUCGCACGACUUGUCGAGUUCGUUCGCGGAUCGAACGGUUACAAGGAUAUUCCGUGCCAUUGCUGGACAGAUUCCACGAUCGUGCUCGCGUGGGUAAGUCAACCUCCUUCGCGAUGGAAGACUUUUGUCGCCAAUCGCGUGAAUGACAUUCAGACUCGUCUUCCAGACGUCGAAUGGCGGCAUGUGUCAACGGAGGACAACCCCGCAGAUUGCGCUUCGCGCGAAAUAUUUGGCGAUGAAAUUAUCAAUCGCGAGCUAUGGUGGCAUGGACCUCCAUGGCUGCUCUUCGAUUCCGAUAAAUGGCCAUGUAACACUGAGCGCCUUCCUGAGGAAGCGCCUCUCGAAGAAAAGGACCCGUGCAAAUUCGGGCCUCCGCUGGACGAGGGAUUACGUUGCGUAAAACAUACAUCGCGCUCUUUAUCUGCCUUGCGACAAAAGCAAUACAGUUGGAAAAAUAAUGAAUCAAGUGGUGAAAAUUUAGCUCAAGCAAAUGCAAGUGCAAAUGCAAGUACCUCUGCAGACACUGAAAAUAUAUCUAAUGAAAACAAUGAAGUAGUUAUGGAUGUUGCAGACGCAGCCAUACAAAAUGUUGAUGUCGAAGAAUUUGAUUAUGAAUUUAGGAUAGACAAAUCAAAACGGCUCAUAGAAAUGCCAUGGAUAGAUGUCAAGAUCUGUGGAAAUGCUUAA
This is a messenger RNA of Formica exsecta, 1590 nucleotides long. RefSeq lists its product as uncharacterized. The transcript has 4 exons. The record is from RefSeq and is a predicted model, not a curated record. Lineage: Eukaryota; Metazoa; Arthropoda; Insecta; Hymenoptera; Formicidae. The coding region runs from base 1 to 1590 and encodes 529 amino acids.